GCUCUUCAUUUAUAUUUAAAAUAUAUUUUAGAGAAAAAACUGAAAUGGGAAACGUGCGCUGGUUCGACUUUAAAGUACUAAAUAUAGAAAACCAGUUCCAAAUUAGAUUAGGAAUGUGUGUCAAGGUACGAAGAGUAGCCCAAAAAAGAGAUUCGAAGAUGACUGCAAAGAAGGGAGGACGACGCAGUGACCUGCAUCAUACACCCCCUCCACCCGCCUAUUGGCGACGGCGAGGCUAUAAAGAGAGUCCGGGCGGAGAGAGGACUUCUUGGUGCAAAAGAGACUGAGAUGGGCGGAAGUGCUUCCCUGGAACGUGUGACGCAGCAACAAUGUGGAUCUCGGCGGCUGUGGUAACACUGAUUGCCUUCACGCUCCUGGAGCCGGCUGAGGAGGUUGAAGCAGGACACUCCCGGCUAGUGAUCCACACGCCGCAGCGGGUAAAGGUCAUUCACAGGUACCACACAUCAGAGCGCUACGCGAAGAACUACAAGUACGGACACGACUACAGCCACAAGCCCAGGAAACUCCACCGCAGUAAGAAGGGUCGGGGUCGACGAGGGCGCUACAGGAAGCGCUACCUCAGGAAGGUAGGGCGCAGGACACCGUUCACCGGCGGCAAGAGCUACGGGAUGUAUAACUACGCCAAACACUACAGAAACUGGGCACCUCAGCGCAGACCGCAUGCAACAUAUCGACAACACACGUACUUUCCCAUUCAAGACAGCCAGGAGGACGGUGGACACCAUGCAGAUUCUAAUUAUCACGAUGGCGAAGAUUCGAGCAAAGAGUCGAGACCUUUCGAGAACGAAAUUCGUGCAAUUGAUUACUACGCGCAAAGAAACGGGAACUAUGACAGACACGAAGUCAGCAAAAGCAGCACAUGGCACCAAGGCAGUCAGCAUGAUGACGUCAACAAGAACGCUUUUCUUUCAGACAACCCGUCAGGUUGGAGCCAUAAUCAGGGUUACUCUACACUGCCCGAAUUUACCAACACCCACACUUCAUCUGGAAGCCACAAAUUUCGCUCCGCUGCCGGGCAAGAAUUUCGGAUGAUCAGCAACCAGAACCCUGGGGAAAACCAGAGGUUUCCAUUAAAGAACCAGAACUUCGAAGAUGGGCAGGAGUUUCGAUUAAAUAACCAAAACCCCGUGGGCAACAAGGAAUUUCGAUUUAACAAUCAGAACUUCCAAGAUGGGCAGGAGUUUCGGUUCAAUAAUGAGAACAGCGCGAAAAGACAAGAUUUUCGGUUUAAAAAUCAGAACUUCGGGGCUGAUCAGGAGUUUCGAUUAAAAAAUUAUAACUCUGGACACGGACAAGAAUCGCGACUCAGUGUUCAGAAUUACCCUUUUCUGCAAAAUACGCAAUUAAACAGCCAUAAGUUUGGGAGUGGACCAACUUCCGCUGUUACGCAUGAUUCAAGACACAACAGUCAGAAUUUUGGGGGCACACACGAAUUACAAUUUAAUACACACACACAAAACAGUGACCAGAAAUCGCGAUUAAAAGAUCAGAAUUUCGGGGGCGUGCAGAAUCUAUGGUACAAUACCCAAAAUUCUGCCGAGCGAUACAAGAAUCAAAACUCUGGCAGUGGCGGACGGGACACUGAACCCAGUUUCUCCACUUCCAACGGGAACUCCAACACUAACAGACCUCACACAGGUACAGAACAGAGUCAAAAUGGCGCAGAUAACUUUCAUCCCAAUCCCAAUUCUGACGAUUUGUAUUAUAAAGCUUUCCGUUCUUUUUCGUUUAGAAGGAAUCCCACUCAAAGUGGUACCAAAGCGGGACAAUAUAAUUCUUUCUCAGGAGAAGAUGCUUUCAAUGCGGGGGUUGUCCCACAGUCUUCAUCUCAAAAACACCACAGCAGCGUCACACACAACACCGGACAAAAUAAAUGGUACAACGACGGAACAGGACAGAACAAGGACCACGAUAUUGGGUUUUUUGAAGGUCUGGAGGACAUUAAUGAUAAGGCAGGAGUUUAAGGUUGUAAAUGAAUGGAACAAGAUCUUUCUUGAGAAGCUGAUACUCACAUGUUGCAAAUAGCAUUACUGCAUUUCUGGAUUUUGUCCAUCGUUUAAAAUUCGGAACAGAAUAUGCUGCGAAAACUGGAUGCAUUUCUGUCCUCAAAUGGAAAAGUGAGGAGUACUUAUUGAAUUGUAUUCGUUAGGCAGAACUAACAUCAAGUGUAACGAAAAAUAUUCGAAGAGCUGCACACUGAAAUAUUAAAAUAUUAGUGUUCAAUCUAGUCUUUGUUGAUUAAUGUAAGAUUUCUAUUUUGUUAUACAUGUAAUAGAUUAUAUUUCAAAUAAAGAAUAUUAUUUGUAGUUUCUCACUAUGGACCGAA
Messenger RNA from Zootermopsis nevadensis, 2347 nucleotides. RefSeq lists its product as uncharacterized. The record is from RefSeq and is a predicted model, not a curated record. NCBI's taxonomy places the organism in Eukaryota, Metazoa, Arthropoda, Insecta, Blattodea, Termopsidae.